Messenger RNA from Lithohypha guttulata, 1059 nucleotides. RefSeq lists its product as uncharacterized. Bases 1 to 1059 code for a protein of 352 amino acids. Gene Ontology annotation, molecular function: nitronate monooxygenase activity. Lineage: Eukaryota; Fungi; Ascomycota; Eurotiomycetes; Chaetothyriales; Trichomeriaceae. The record is from RefSeq and is a predicted model, not a curated record. The transcript has 2 exons.
AUGGACCGAACCACCACUGAUCGUACCAUACCUCCAGUAUCUACACUCGACUCAUGGCUUGAGGCAGUCGACAGGUCGUUGGCUGCAGAGCCAUUGUCGUACAACAAAGUUGACGACAACCUUGGCACGAGUCAAGAUCUGAAUUAUCUCCCUGUCGGUGUAGGGCUUCUCGUUUCGUUCAUGAAAUUGUCAGAUGUCGUGAACGUGUUAGGGACACGGCUAGCAAAUUAUAAGAAACCACCAGCAGUAUUCUGGCUUUUCGCUGCAAAGGAACCCAGCAUAGAUUCUUACUCAGAAUGGGCUAGGGAACUUCGAAAGCUGUACGGGCAGGAAAGAUAUACACCCCAGGUGUGGAUACAGGUAGGCGGUGGUGCGAUGGUGGCCAAGGAACUGGCACUCUCUGACGUUAGGCCAGACGCCCUCGCUAUACAAGGCAGCGAUGGUGGAGGUCAUGGCAUCGAACGCGGAGCGAGCUUGAUUGGCCAAUUACCUGAAGUUAACGAUGUCCUAAACAAAGCUCUGUCAGAGGCAGGAGAUGGCCGCAAGAUACCUCAUCUGUUAGCAAGUGGUGGAAUUGUAGAUGCUCGGGGAGCACUUGCGGCACUUACACUAGGUGCGCAAGGUGUCGUAAUGGGCACGAGAUUUCUGGCCAGUCCAGAAACCAUUGUGCCGCACCCAGAGUAUCAACGAAGAAUUCUAGAUGCUCGAGAUGGGUCGCAGAGCACUAUCCGUGCCAAAGUAUUCGACGAGCUCAGAGGACCAAAUGCGUGGCCUGUGGAGUACGACGGUCGUGCCCUCGUCAGUAAUAGCUGGCGUGACUUGCACGAAAAAGGCGUCCCUAUCGAAACUAUAAGAGACGGCCAUCGUGAAGCUGUUGCCCACGAAGACGGCGGGUACGGCAUCAACUCCGACAGAGCUGUUAUAUGGGCUGGCACUGGUGUAGGUCUGGUGAACGAAAUGAAGAAAGCUGGCGAUGUGGUGCGAGAGACAAGGCAGGGUAUACGUGCUUUAGUCGCAGAUUUGCAUAGGACACUUGAUACUGGAAGAAGCAGGUUGUAA